This is a messenger RNA of Saccostrea echinata, 2725 nucleotides long. RefSeq names its product acyl-CoA:lysophosphatidylglycerol acyltransferase 1-like. The record is from RefSeq and is a predicted model, not a curated record. Lineage: Eukaryota; Metazoa; Mollusca; Bivalvia; Ostreida; Ostreidae. Bases 59 to 1171 code for a protein of 370 amino acids. Gene Ontology annotation, molecular function: acyltransferase activity. Gene Ontology annotation, cellular component: endomembrane system. The transcript has 6 exons.
GCGUUACUCUAUUUUCUAUUUUUCGGAAUGUAAUAAUAGAAGAAAAAGAUUCUGUACCAUGAGGGCCUGGGAAUUAGCCCACUACAGUCUGAGGAUUUUUUUCAUCACAGUAGCCAACUUGUUUGGUAUCCCUUCAUACCUCACUUGGAUUUUACUUCUCCAACCCCUGAAGCUAUAUUACCCAAAGUUAUUUUGGAAAAUUGAAUCCAUUUUAUUCCAGGGACUUUUGACUAUAGUAACGACAUGGCUGUACUCAGGGGGAUAUACAAUAAUAGAGUCUGGAGACAGUUUGGAAGGGAUCAUGAAUGAUGAAGCAGUGGUUCUUGUAAAUCACCAGUCUACAUCAGAUGUUCCGAUUGUCAUGUCUGCCCUUCAUAACAAAGGUCAGGUGAUUGGGAAGGUCAUGUGGGUCAUGGACGACAUCUUCAAGUAUACAAACUUUGGAUGGAUUUCUUAUUUCCAUGGGGAUUUUUUCAUUGUUCAGGGAAAAGAAGCAAGAACGAAUUCUUUAGAGAAGUUACAAAAACACAUAAAUGAAAUAUAUAAAACAACAUUCAAAAAUUGGAUCAUCCUGUUUCCAGAGGGAGGGUUCCUUCGAAAACGUAGAUUUCGGAGUCAAGAAUUUGCCAAGAAAAACCAUCUGCCAGUUCUUCAACAUGUGACCCUGCCCCGUGUAGGGGCACUUAAAGUAAUCAUGGACAAUCUGGCAUCACAGACUGGAGUUAAUGGGAAUGUAACAGGAAGCAGAUCAGAUGAAAAAACACUAAAGUGGGUUAUAGACAUGACCAUCGGAUAUCCCGGGGCAACUCCAUACAACUCUCAUGGCAUGUUCGUAGGAUACUGGCCCCCCCAUAAAGUUGACAUCCAUUAUCGUGUGUAUCCCAUACAAGAGGUUCCCACCGAAAAGGAAUCCUUGACAAAAUGGUUAUAUGAUCGCUACACAGAAAAGGAAGUUCUCCUACAGGAGUUUUACACAAAAAGCAAACCUUUAGAUGAAUCAGAUAACCAGAAGCGAAUCAUGCCCAGAAUCAAGCGUCAUGAUCUGGUUAUUGAUAAAUGUAUAGCUAGCCUUUUCUACCUGCUUCAUUUGUGUUCAUUUAUAGUUUUCUGGUUUUAUUUAUAUUGUCCUGUUUUAAGGAUAAUCAGAUUUGUAACGAGUUUUGUAUUUUAGAUUUUAUGAAAGAAUAUUUUUACUGUUAUUUUAUUAUUUUUGUGAUGUACAAUCAGGAAUUUUCUUCAUCAUAUUUACUGUAACACCAGUGAACUGGUGCAUUUUACUCACAUGUUCUCACUAAAUGUCCACAGAUUGAAAUAAAAAGUAUUAGUUUUCAUAUAGACUUGUUUAAUACUUGAGAUCUCUUCAAACAAUAUUGAUUUAUGACACUUCUUUUUAGUAUUGUUCUGAACUUUGAAUUAUUUCAUCCUCUCUUAUAAGAUUCUAUGUAGGUAUAGUUAAUUUAAGGUUCAUGGUCCUCCUGCAUGUUCACCCAUAAAAAAUUUUGCUUCAAUGCUAAAUUAUGAUUUUCAAAAGAAAUCUAAUUCAUAAUUAAAAUGGAUGCAAUUUCAGCAUAACUUGUUGGGCCAAAUUUGACUGAUUUAGGAAUGGCCUUUAGUUUGAUAAUUAUAUAAAGGAAUUAUAGUCAUUUAUCCCAAUCAUACUUAUCUCUCUUAACAGAGGGUCAAUGAACCUUAAUCUUAAUGUACUGUAGAUCCUGCAUAUCAUAGGUGAUGCCUGUGUAUAUACUAGUAACCAGAACAAAGUUUAAUGUACAGGAAUCAGCUUUGCAAUGUGUUCAUUUAUCAAGCUUCUGCCAAUAUUUUCCUUCAUAUAAAGUGUGCCUGUAAGAUUUUUCACAGUGAUCUAAGAUGACAAUUACUUGACUUAGUAUAAAUAUCCUGAUUACAUCAACAUCAGUAUCUGUUAAGAUAAUGCAUAUAGUAUGGAUGUUUAUUUUGAAGAUAUAGGGUUCAGGAGGGCAGUAUGUAGAUUUGGCAUUAUAAAAGAAAAAUGUGUUUUAAGACAGCUAGAAAAUAUUUCUGACAAAAUGUGGGAAUUAGAGUAAUAUAGCAAUAAAUGUAAAGGAGAUCAUUUGAGAUAUGAUUUAAUUAUCAUUGCUCUUUCCAGAAUUUGGUCAUUCAGUGAUAGAAUGUUGCACAGGCUACCUUUAUAGAAAUAGGUACUUAUUUUGUUCCUUGUCUUGCCAGCCGAAGAGUUAGUGUUGGAUUUUUAUUAUUAUUAUUAUUAUUAAAUGUAUUAUGCUGUAGAUAUAAAGAUAUACUAGAUUAAGCUGUAUUUUUUUAGUCUUUCAGCAAUAUCAUUCAUGUUUAUUUAUAUACAUAUAUGCGAGAUUGAGUGAACUGCAGUCUUUACAUGAUUUUAAGUCUUGUACAUUAAUAUUUCUCAAAUGCCACCAUUUGAUAUUUGUGUAAAUAUACCAGGACUAGAUCUUGACAUUCCUGAUUUCUUGUAUACCUCAAUAUAUUACUUGAUUUAUUUGAGAAAUAAGAAAAACAUGUAUAAAUAAAUAUACCAGGAAUACAUGUAAAUCUAAGUUCAGCUACCAUACUGUAACUUUCAAGACUUGCACCAUCGUGGGAUUCUUAUGGUAUUACAAAAUUUAAUGUAAGAUUCUGGUAUGCCAACUUUUCUUUGGAUACCCAGUACAUGGGUUAUUUUUGUCCCAUUUUACAUGAAGUAUUAUUUUUGAGUACGUGAAAACUUGCC